This is a messenger RNA of Cokeromyces recurvatus, 345 nucleotides long. RefSeq lists its product as uncharacterized. The record is from RefSeq and is a predicted model, not a curated record. The transcript has 3 exons. The coding region runs from base 1 to 345 and encodes 114 amino acids. Lineage: Eukaryota; Fungi; Mucoromycota; Mucoromycetes; Mucorales; Mucoraceae.
AUGAAUUCACAAUUCUAUUGGAAAGCAGGCAGUAUCUUAGGUGCUUAUGGCGCUCAUGGACUUGUCAAAGUAGUUGGAGAUAACCCCACUAAGCUCAGAAAUUGGGCUACAGCUUCCAACUUUCAAAUUAUUCAUGGUGUCGCACUUUUAGCUUUGUCUUCUAUUCCACCUAGUGUUCGUCAAAUUCAUCCCGCUGCUAAACCACUCAUUUUGACUGGUACAAUCUUGUUUAGUGGAACUGUUUAUCUUUUGACUCUUCAACGUGAAAGAUUUAGUAGUAUUAAUUUAUGUGCUCCUUUAGGUGGCUUGACAAUGAUGGCUGGUUGGGCUGCUCUUUUGUUAUAA